AUGAGUUCUCGUGAGAAUCUCUGGCUACGUAUUCACGGUAAUGCAGAGGUGCCAGCCGUCAUCGCCCAGCACACGUCAGGAUUCACUUUUGGCGAGGUGGCAUCACCGGUCAAUACGCUCGCAAGCCCAAGUCCAAUAUGGUCUCCUAAUAUACCCAUGAUCGAACCGCACCACAGAGUUGAUAUUACCUACCCUUCGCUCAACACACUGCAAUGGAAAGAGCGACCUCUCAUUCAUACCCCUUUCAACGCCUCCGAGCGUUACCAGCCACUUCCACUGAUCAAUGACAGCGAGAUUCAAAGAAACACCGGACGAGAUCUCAAAGAUUCGUCACCUUUCUUCUCCAUGUGUCGAGCCUCACGCGAGAGGCCUGCCGAAGGCAUCGUGCUCUGUGGCGACAUUUGCAAAGAUAUUCGAGAGCUUUCUGGUUAUAUAGGGGUCACCACGCUGAACGUUCUGGUGUAUAACACAACCGAAGCCACGCGUCCGUUCAUUCGGAUAUGCAGCGGUACCACUUUCCGCCAGAUCGAUGGAGCACGAUCUGAUGGUCGUCGAGACUACAAUCUUCCCCUUGAAGACUUCCUGGCGCUAAAGGACCCCUCGCGAUGGUAUCAGGAUAUUAUUCACUUGAUCGAGAUGAGGGACGACCGCGCAGCGAGACAUGUGCAAACCAGACUGCUGGAGUACGUGGAGAGUCGCGAGACUGACUUUGUCACAGAGCUUUACGAUAAAUUCGCGGCGAGCUUCAAGCCGAAACGACAGCCGUAUUACGACUUGUAUCUUUACAAGGAUAGUCUUGUGGCUAGUACGAAGGCGAGGGCGUCAGGCUUGUUCAAGGCGAAGAAAGCUUGCAUGCUCUGCAAGAAGUCCUUGAACGCCACCACUCACAUUGGCAUAUCCUUCCCGUGCGAUCCGGAACAUGUGGCUGGGCGAUCAUGUGUGCGAGAUCUCUGCCACGCAAGUCUGCCAGAGGAUGUUAGAUGCCCGCAGUGCGAUAUGCGCCUGUUCGACUCCAAGACUCUCGAACAUCUCAACUACGGCGUCCUGAACGGUAAGUUCGACGACGACCCUCGCUUCACGGAGUACGAGAACUUUGAGAAAUCAUGUGCGGAUCUCGACUCUGACUUGCCUUCAAGAGCGCGGGAUAAGCCAAGCUUCGCUUUGCUCGUCAACCCGCAGCUCUUCAUGGCUAUCUGGUAUCGCAUGAUUUUCUUCGGCAGUCAGGAGAUGUCGCUCCUGCACGUCGAGGCAAUCAAUGCACCAGAGUUCAAGAUUAUCGAGGCAACGAUCGAAAAACACAUUCAACGUGUUGACGGAGCACAAACCAACCUCAGAACUCUCGACUGGUGGCUGGGACUCGCCAUCUUCCAAGCCUUCGACGUUCCUUUCCGAGCAGCUGGUUUAGAUCGAUAUGUCAAUCGAUACUUCCCAGCCAGUGCCCGUGAGGAGGAAUUCUUCCGUCCUGGCUUCCAGCGCUUCUGCGAGCGGGCUUUGAAUAGAACUCUACGAUUCUUGGAGAUGAGGACCUGUGAAUGCGAAAUUGAGAAGAGAUUGCAUGCGCAUGGCGGGAGAAAGUACUAUAACCCGGCAAUAUAUACCAAUGUCUGGACUCAGGCGCGAUCGGAUACGUAUUUUUGGCAACGGACUGAGGAGGGGAGAGCGUAUCUUGCGGAGUUUACGGCGAAGAAGCAUAGGAAGGAGAGUCUGGUGCUAGAAUUGCUUACGUAG
Ramularia collo-cygni is the source of this 1728-nucleotide messenger RNA. RefSeq lists its product as uncharacterized. The transcript has a single exon. Bases 1 to 1728 code for a protein of 575 amino acids. Lineage: Eukaryota; Fungi; Ascomycota; Dothideomycetes; Mycosphaerellales; Mycosphaerellaceae. The record is from RefSeq and is a predicted model, not a curated record.